AUGCCCGCAUUUUCAUCUAUCUAUCUAUCUAUCUAUCUAUCUAUCUAUCUAUCUAUCUAUCUAUCUAUCUAUCUAUCUCAGCUUGUUCAUGAUCUAUCACAGGUUGUUCACAUCUAUCUAUCUGUCUAUCUAUCUAUCUAUCUAUCUAUCUAUCUAUCUAUCUAUCUAUCUAUCUAUCUAUCCCACUUAUGCUUAUGCAAGAACUCUAGCGCCGCUAUCUAUCUAUCUAUCUAUCUAUCUAUCUAUCUAUAUAUAUAUAUAUAUGAUUUAUACCUUGAUUUAUCUAUAUAUCUAUCUGAUUAUUUCCUUCUAUCUAUCUAUCUCUCUCUCUCUCUAUCUAUCUAUCUAGCUAUCUAUCUAUCUGAUUCUGUCAUGGAUCAAGCAGGAUUUCUAUCUAUCUAUCUAUCUAUCUAUCUAUCUAUCUAUCUAUCUAUCUAUCUAUCUAUCUAUCUAUCUGUUUCUGCAUUUUGCUCGGUCUCUCUAAUACGUAUCUAUACAUUUAAUUUUGUUUUCUCUUAUUUCUGUUUCCUGUUUUUAUAUCUUUUCGUUGAAUUUCUUUCUCUCUUCAUUUUGAUCUUUUCCUUUUUCAAAAAUAUCCAUGAUGACUUUUUUCUUCUGUUCAUUCAGUCAUUCGCUCAGCCUCUUUUUUCAACAGUUACAACGUUCGACCAUUUGUGUUCGUUUUUCUUUCAUAUUCAUAGACUUUAA
Molecule: messenger RNA, 708 nt
Organism: Acanthosepion pharaonis
Lineage: Eukaryota; Metazoa; Mollusca; Cephalopoda; Sepiida; Sepiidae
Source: the annotation of a GenBank genome assembly